Molecule: messenger RNA, 1984 nt
Organism: Armigeres subalbatus
Lineage: Eukaryota; Metazoa; Arthropoda; Insecta; Diptera; Culicidae
Exons: 2
Coding region: 163-1686 (507 amino acids)
Biological process (GO): SCF-dependent proteasomal ubiquitin-dependent protein catabolic process
Cellular component (GO): SCF ubiquitin ligase complex
Molecular function (GO): protein binding
Source: RefSeq, a predicted model, not a curated record
CGUGGGUGUGUGAUAUGCUGCAUUAUAAUAGUUGCAAUCGUUGCAAUCAAAUAUAUCAGCUGUUGCUUGUUUACAUUCGUAGUUUCAUGUUGCCAUCGUAUGUAUAAUCAUUUUCCUUUAUUAUCGAUAUUAGGAAUUUAAUCAAUAACUUCGAGCCAUAAAAUGCUCCCGGAAACAUCAUUCCGUGAUCUGCCAGAUGAGAUGCUGGAGAAUAUCCUAUCAUACUUAAGCUUCGAGGACCGUAAAUCAGCUCUCCAAGUCUGCCAAAGGUUGUCCACAGUGAAGCCAUUUGACUUUGCAACGGUUCAACUGGUGGUCGACUUUGCACGAAACCCCGGCCAGGAAGCCACCUACUUCCGCAUACUGCUGGCCAGCAAUCGUCCGUACAAACAUUUGGUUCUCUACUUUGGUUACGACUCGGGAAAGUACGAUUUGCUGGUGGAAAUCUUUCAACAUUUUAGCGCAAAACUGGAAACCCUCAAGCUCAUCCCUCACAACUUCAUUCCGGUCAAGCUGAAACUGUUUGCCCAGGUGGCUGCGCUUGGUUCCAAUCUUCGGCACCUUCACAUCGAUGCAUGCAACUUCGACUACAGUCGCGACGAGAUGGACUUCCCGGUUAUGCGCAAUCUUGAGGAGCUGUACCUUGAAAACAAUCUGCUUAGUUUGGUGCCCAGCAUGAAGGACAUUACGCCGAACAUUACUCGGUUGCACAUGCAGAUCAGUUACUAUUCAGAAGAACCACAACUGUUCCUGCGGCAUUUCAGUUCCAGCUUGGUGGAGUUGGAAAUUUGGUUUCUUUCGGAGGAUUACUUUAUGACGAUUUGUGAGAUGCAAUUUCCUUCCUUGAAGAAGAUAAACUUUUAUUGCGUUGAUUUGGAAAUUGACCACAUAGGGUCACUCGAGAAAAUCGAACUGAUAAAUUCGUUUUUCAAAGAGAUUCCUCUUUUGACGGAAGUGACUCUUCGUUGCAAUAUAGAUGAUCGGGUUAUACAAAAAUUAUGCCGAUCCUGCGUCAAUAUACAGUUCCUAUGCGUGAGCAUGGACUACUUCCUACAGGAAAGCUUUUUAGCCGUAUGCGAGCUGAAACAACUGCAGCAUUUGAGAAUCGAAGAAGCAGCUAUCAACGUUCCCACGGAAAUGUACCUACCGAUAAAGAGUCUACAAAUCCUCACACUUUAUUCAGUUCGCAUCGUCCACGAAGAUAAAUUCAAUGAAUUCAUUCGAGAUGCCUUUCCGAAUCUCAUCGCCAUCGAAAUGCUGCACCUGAAUACGCGUAAAAAUGAAAGCCGGUCGUUCCAGUUGCACACAAAAAUCACCCAAGAUAUGUCUUCUAUCCAGCGACUGGUUUUCAGUGAACCGGGUACCAACGUUAUGGUCAAUUCCUUGCUGGAGUUUUGUGAAACAAGCGGAUCUCUGGAACUGCGACUCCGGUGUUGGAACAUUGUGGAUUUAUUUCCGGGAGAUGAAACGCCAGAGUUGAUUCGGGUGCAAAAGCUGAACCUAGACGUACCAAUGAUCGCACCGUCCGUCAUGCACAAGCUAAUUAGUUCAAUGAGGGAGCUACGGCAGCUGGAGGUGGCCCUAAGCGACUACUGUACACCAAAGGUUAUCGACACGUUGAGAGAGCAGUUCCCACGUUGCCACGUGGUAGCGAAGCGGAAGGUACCGAUCGAGGAGCCUCUUUGACAGUGUUGGGAAACGUGCAAAGAUCGUUCUUUUAGGUAAUGUAUUUGCCAAUGUGUGUUAUUAUAGUUAACUAGCACAAUGAUUAAUGUUGACAGAGAACGGUAAUUUUACCGUUAAGUUUAGUUAUUGUAAUCUGCUCCAUAAAUUUUUGAAAAGCAGGAACAAUUUUAGCAGAAUAAUAUUACUAUUCAUGUUCACCACCUCCACCUUUAUCGAGAAUACCCUAUAAGAAUAAUAUGUAGGUAUUUAAUAAGUUCUCAUUUAUAAAUGAUCCGUGAAUAUUAGCAUUUUAACAGAG